GUCACCUGUUGGCCAGAAAAAGCGGAAGCGCUACGUGGAUAAAGUAUUAUAUCAACCUUUCAAACGCCUGUUGCGCUUUGUUUAAGAGGCAGCUAGGUUACUCUGACCCCUGCAUCGGUGAUAAGGCAGAAGCAAGAACAUCAUAACAAAGAUAGAACCUCCCGGCCUCUUGGAAAUCAAAACAAACCAACUAAGGAAAUACAACAGCUGUUUGUGUAUUUAAAAGGAAGCAUGUGUCAACAAGCUUACAACUGAAACACAAUGGGAACUCCUGCCUGUUGUGGGUCACCGGAGAACCAACUAUUCACUGCCUGAAAUGCGACUACGAAGACAACUGAAUUUAGGUCAAUAAAAGGCGUAAGGCUGGUGCCUGCUGCAACAAUCCCUGUGGAUCCUGUCAGAGCUCAAAAAGAACAAGUUUUCACUGUAUUCCACUGUAGUUGGAUUCUGUGGAUAUUAUCAGCAGUAGUUGUGUGUAAUGGGGGACUGUAUGUUGGACAGCUAUGGUGAAGAUGGUUUUCAAAGUUCUGAGGGGUUUGACGAUUGGGCAACCUUCAGCUCAGCAGACUGGGCAGAACCCCAGCAAGAUGACAACAGCUUUUCAGACUGGGGUGCGUUCCACGACAAUACAGAGAAAGAGGAAGAAUUCUCUUCCAUAUCCGCGGUAGAAAGUGGAACUACUAAGAUUCCCGAAAAGAUCGAAAAUGGAAAGCAGGUAAAUGUCCUGUUUGCUUUCCGUGACUGUUUUCGUGUUGAUGGUGCAGAGAAAGAACCUCUUACACUGGAAAUUCCUACACUGUUUCAGCUACUACAGAUCAAAACAGACUUGCCCUCUCAUUCUUCAGCAAUAUCAAGUGAAGCUGCCAACUUGUGGUGUCAUCUACAGUCCGAUUCAGACAUUCUGAGACUGUCAAGUCCUAAACCUAAACUACACUCCAGUGAACAACUCCUCAAAACACUUGAACUCAGACAUCCUGAUGCAAGCACUGCCUCACAGAGCACAAUUCUUUCAGAUCUUGACCUAGAAGAGCCUGAAGACUGUCAUGGAACUCUUAUUCAAACCAAGCUGAUGCCACCAUCACAAUGUCGGAAUGCACCAGGGUUUUUUUAUCAGAUCUCACGGAAGUGGCUCAGUCAGCACAGCAUGAACAUGCUCCCCCAUCAGCGGCAAAAAGACCCUCUGCAGUUAUGAUCACAUUUACACAAAUGCACAAAUCCGAGAUCUGCACUACUGACCAAAAAGCAUUCUGUUGCACGCUACAGAAGACAGAAAAGAAAGUUUUGUUACACUUAAAAGACAGAAAAGAAAAAGUACACUCAAAAAUGUAAAACUAAUUCUGAUACUAUUAACUACAACAGUUUAUUCUGUAUGUAAUUUAAAGGGCUAUUGACAGUUCAUACUGACAACAUCUGUUACAAUAAAAGACACAAAAAGCAUCAUGAUAAUAGUUAUAUUUUUAUGAUACAUUUUUAUCAGAAAUGUUAUUUUAUGAUAAAUUAUGAAAAUGAUAUAUAUGGUGCUUUUUAAUGAUGUAAAUGAUAUAUAUGGUGCUUUUUCCAGUGUUAUUUUUAGUGUCUAAGCUGUCAUUUGCCUUAAGAAAACUUAAAAUGUAUAGUUUGGAAGACAAAUGAUCCCUUUGUGUUUCAUGGAAAACACAGCUACUGUAAAUAUUGACAGAAGUUUCAUUUUUGAGUGUACUUUUACUUUAAAAAACUGUAAAUAUUGUGUACACCGUUUAAACUUUCAUACAAGUGCAAGCAAGGGCUUCUGAGAUAAACAGUAACCACUUUCAUAAGCAAAUCCAGGAAGUCUGUUACAAAGAUUGUGUCAAAACGGCACACUGACGCACCUCUAUGCACUAUAGCACAGGAAGGAAUCCUAUACUUGAAGUACACACUUUGCACAAGCUAUUAAUGUAUCAUAGACAAUAGAGUGUGGGCCUGACACAAACAAAAUCACUGCAAACUUGAAAACAGGAAGAAAGCACAGCCAUAUACAAAUCUAUAGAGUAUAUUGUAUUGGGCUUGGUUUCCCUAAACCUUCUUAACGCUAUCAUUCUUAAGUUAUACCUUAAGAGUGGUAGCGAUAUAUUCUUAAGAACGAUGUAGUAGGGCUGCUCGAUUAUGACAAAAAUCCUAAUCACGAUUAUUUUGGCCAAUAUUGAGAUCCCGAUUAUUUAACACGAUUACUCAUUAUCUUUUAAAACAACAUAGAAAAAUAAAAAAUCUUUACUUUUAAACUGUGAAUUCAACUGAAAGAUAAAUGUAAAGAAAUAGCACAGCUGAACCACUACUGUAAAGGAAAGGGGUGUGCUUUAUAUACGGGUAUAUAAAUAUGAAUAUAUAUAUAAUACGGUGGAUUUAUACCACAAGAAAAGAGAGGAUCCAUGCAAAAUGGAACGCGGCACAAUAAUUGUUUUACCUCGAUUAUUUUGUUUUUGUAAUUGUUGAAGGCCAAAAUUUACGAUUACGAUUAAUUUUUGAUUAAUUGCACAGCCCUAUGAUGUAGUGAUAUGUUUCGGGAAACCCAGCUCUGUACUGUAUCCCUUUUAAGCUCAUGGCUUACUAUUUUACCUUUUGUACACAGUUUUUUAUGUUCACUGCCAUCUGAAAUGUUUUAAAGUCUUUAAUAUAUUUAUAUGGGUAAAAUAUAAACUGAAAUGCGAGUAUACUGUUUUAUGUAUUAUUUUAGUUAUUUGUCUUAAAAAGGACGGAAAAUUAUGAAUUGAGUGU
Molecule: messenger RNA, 2733 nt
Organism: Triplophysa rosa
Lineage: Eukaryota; Metazoa; Chordata; Actinopteri; Cypriniformes; Nemacheilidae
Exons: 7
Coding region: 479-1192 (237 amino acids)
Source: RefSeq, a predicted model, not a curated record